ACACCUUCCUCUCUCAACACGUACAGAACGCGAAUGACUCUUCGCGAAGAAGACGAAAAAGAGCCCCCGCCCACCUCCACCGUCCGAUCAUUCCUCCGAGUCAGCAACUGGAUCGACCGGCGGUGAUGAUCAGCAAAACCCUGACCUACUGGCUCUCGGAGCACCCUGUGAUCGUGGGGUUCCGGUGGAGCCACGCACAGUCGUGGGGCUCCACCUGGUCCUUCCUCUUCACCUCAAUCGCGUUCUACCUGAUCCUCUCGACCCUGCUCCACCUCUUCCUCGCGGUUCUCCUCCGGCCUGGCCGGUCCGUACCGCUCGGACCCAUUCCGGCCCUGCACAGCCUCUCUAUGGCCCUAAUCUCCGCCACCAUCGCCACCGGAAUCCUCCUCUCCGCCGCCGCCGAGAUCCGAGACACCCGCUGGUUCUGGCGCCGCUCCAAGACCCCCUUCCAAUGGCUCCUCUGCUUCCCUCUCGGCACCCGACCCUCGGGCCGGGUCUUCUUCUGGUCCUACCUCUUCUACCUCACCCGCUUCCUCCACAUGCUGCGGACAAUCUUCGCCGUCCUACGACAUCGUAGGCUCGCCUUCUUCCAGCUCUUCAACCACUCCAUCCUCACCUGCAUGGCCUUCCUCUGGCUCGAGUUUUCGCAGUCAUUUCAAGUCCUGGCCAUCGUCUUGACGACGUCGGUUUACUCCGUGGUGUAUGGGUACCGGUUCUGGACCGCCAUCGGGCUGCCCGGCGCGUGCUUUCCCUUCGUGGUGAGCUGCCAGAUGGUGCUUCUGGGUUGCAACCUGGUGUGCCACAUUGGGGUCCUGUUGCUUCAUUUCUUCAAAGGCGGUUGCAACGGGAUUGGCGCGUGGGUGUUCAAUUCUGUCCUCAACGGGGCUAUUCUGUUGCUGUUCUUGAAGUUCUACGUGAAAAUGCACUUGAGGAAGAGAAAGUGCGGGUCCGAGGUUGUUCCGGAGGUGAAGAAGUGUAAAAAUGAGUAAAAUCCCACCAACUUGUUGCUAAGGAGGGACGAUGAAUAAUGCUCUUUAUUAACUGUGAAUGAAAUACUUUAUGCGAGUUUCUGAGUUA
Alnus glutinosa is the source of this 1077-nucleotide messenger RNA. RefSeq names its product elongation of fatty acids protein 3-like. The transcript has a single exon. Gene Ontology annotation, biological process: fatty acid elongation, monounsaturated fatty acid; fatty acid elongation, polyunsaturated fatty acid; fatty acid elongation, saturated fatty acid. Bases 126 to 989 code for a protein of 287 amino acids. Gene Ontology annotation, cellular component: endoplasmic reticulum membrane. Gene Ontology annotation, molecular function: fatty acid elongase activity. The record is from RefSeq and is a predicted model, not a curated record. NCBI's taxonomy places the organism in Eukaryota, Viridiplantae, Streptophyta, Magnoliopsida, Fagales, Betulaceae.